Molecule: messenger RNA, 2220 nt
Organism: Cordyceps fumosorosea ARSEF 2679
Lineage: Eukaryota; Fungi; Ascomycota; Sordariomycetes; Hypocreales; Cordycipitaceae
Product: dolichyl-phosphate-mannose-protein mannosyltransferase 2
Exons: 3
Coding region: 1-2220 (739 amino acids)
Biological process (GO): protein O-linked glycosylation via mannose
Cellular component (GO): endoplasmic reticulum; membrane
Molecular function (GO): dolichyl-phosphate-mannose-protein mannosyltransferase activity
Source: RefSeq, a predicted model, not a curated record
AUGGCUGCCGAUCGCGCCGCCGCCUCCGGCAUUGAUGCCGGAGAAGGCCUUCGCAAGCGCGCUGCCGGACCCUUGCAGCCCGCCCUUGCUGUGCCGCAGCCCGUCGAUGACAAGAAGCUCGUCAAGAAGGCCCCUACCGCCCUGGACAUCUUCAACCAGUGGGAGCCCAUCUUUGCCCCGCUGAUUUUCACGGCCCUGGCCUUCUUCACCCGUCUCUGGAAGAUUGGCAUCAGCGAUAUUGUUACUUGGGAUGAAGCUCACUUUGGCAAAUUCGGCUCCUACUACAUCAAGCACGAGUACUACUUCGAUGUCCACCCCCCGCUCGGCAAGAUGCUUGUUGGCCUCUCCGGCGUCAUGGCAGGUUACAACGGCUCCUUCGAAUUCAAGUCUGGCGACAAGUACCCUGAGGAGGUCAACUACACCUUCAUGCGUGCCUUCAAUGCCUUCUUCGGCAUUGUCUGCAUCCCUAUGGCCUACUACACUGCCAAAGAGCUCAACCUUCGCCGCCCUGCCGUCUGGUUCGUCACUCUCAUGGUCCUCUGCGAGAACUCGUACACCACCAUUAGCCGAUUCAUCCUUCUCGAUUCCAUGCUGCUCUGCGGAACUGUUGCCACCGUCUUUUGCUGGGCCAAGUUCCACAACCAACGCCACAACAGCUUUGAACCGGAGUGGUUCCUCUGGCUCUUCCUGACUGGUGUCAGCAUUGGCUGUGUGUGCAGUGUUAAGCUGGUCGGUCUUUUCGUCACUGCUCUCGUUGGCAUCUACACUGCCGAAGAUCUCUGGAACAAGUUCGGCAACACCAAGAUGCCUGUUACCACUCUCGGCGCCCACGUCGUCACCCGUGUUGUUGGCCUCAUCAUUGUGCCCUUCCUCAUCUACAUGCUGUCCUUUGCCCUGCACUUUGCUAUCCUCAGCAAGAGUGGACCUGGCGAUGCCCAGAUGAGCUCCCUCUUCCAGGCAAACCUCCAGGGCACCGAUGUCGGCAAGGAUAGCCCUCUCGAAAUCGCCAUUGGUUCUCGCGCCACUCUCAAGAACAUGGGCUACGGUGGCGGUCUUCUCCACUCCCACGUCCAGACCUACCCCGAGGGUUCCCAGCAGCAGCAGGUCACUUGCUACCACCACAAGGACUCGAACAACGAUUGGUUUAUCUACCCCAACCGCAGCGAGCCCGACUACGACGCCAACUCCACCGACAUCCGCUACAUCUCUGAUGGCUCCGUGAUUCGUCUUAUCCACGCUUCUACCGGCCGCAACUUGCACUCGCAUGAGAUUUCCGCCCCCAUGACCAAAUCUGACCGCGAAGUUUCCUCGUACGGCAACCUGACUGUUGGCGACGACAAGGACCACUGGCAGGUCGAGGUCGUCCGCGAUGCUGCCUCUCGCGACCGCAGCCGGAUCCGUACCCUGGCUACCUCGUUUCGUCUUAAGCACCCCGUCCUCGGCUGCUACCUCCGCGCUGGCAACACCAACCUUCCUCAGUGGGGUUUCAAGCAGAUCGAAGUGACAUGCACCCAAAAGAACAACCCGAGAGACGCGUACACCCACUGGAACGUCGAAUCUCACUGGAACGAUAAGCUCCCUGCCGGCGACCCUGGCUCGUACAAGUCUCCCUUCUUCCAUGACUUUAUCCACCUGAACGUCGCUAUGAUGACGUCCAACAAUGCCCUUGUUCCCGAUCCCGACAAGCAGGAUGACCUCGCUUCUCAGUGGUGGCAGUGGCCCAUUCUGCACGUCGGUCUCCGCAUGUGCGGCUGGGACGAUAACAUUGUCAAGUACUUCCUCCUUGGCAACCCUUUUGUUUACUGGGCGUCGACGGUGUCGCUUGGCUUUGUUGGCCUUGUUGUCGUUUGGUAUGUCUUGCGCUGGCAGCGUGGCUUCAAGGACCUGAACAGCGAGGAGAUUGAUCAGAUCCACUACGCCGGCAUCUACCCCGUGCUUGGCUGGUUCCUCCACUACCUGCCUUUCGUCAUCAUGGCCCGUGUCACGUACGUUCACCACUACUACCCGGCUCUGUAUUUUGCCAUUCUCGCCCUCGGUUUCUUCGUCGACUGGUUGGUACGAAACCGCAGCCAGGCUGUGCAGGGGGGCGUCUACGGUGUGUUGUACUCGGUCAUUGUCGGUCUCUACAUUACCUUUAUCCCAAUUUGCUGGGGCAUGACUGGCAACAACCAGCAGUACUCGUACAUGAAGUGGUUCGAGACGUGGCGCAUGAGCGACUAA